This is a messenger RNA of Cuscuta campestris, 2150 nucleotides long. Lineage: Eukaryota; Viridiplantae; Streptophyta; Magnoliopsida; Solanales; Convolvulaceae. The record is from the annotation of a GenBank genome assembly.
CGCUAGGGGUACCGUGCCACUGUCCUGAGUUUUCCAAAAUUCCCGUAAUCCUUCGUGUUUGAGUUUAAAACCUUUUGGAUAUUUGAAAAUGUUUAUGGGAUGGUUUUAAACAUAUUUUGUGAGUUCUUUGAGCUUGUGAAUAUAGCUUAGCAAUGAGGUCUCAGCUGGAGCCCUCGCCUCGAACCCAUACAGAGCCGCCGAUUGCUAAAAUCUACGCCCAAACGCCGAUCAAUUAUCCGGCAAUUCACUCCCCUUCCUCGCUAAAUCGACAGAUUCAGACAUUUCCUAGAGAUACGUUGCUCAGAGAGUGGGAUUUUCGAUCUGGUGCUGCACUUGUAAAGGCAAAAUCAUAUGUUGACACUCUUAAGGGUUACUCGGACGUCGCUCAUCCACCGUCUUCUUCCCGGGAGACUAUACCAACAAUCCAGGAGACGGUCACUCAGGAAGCCCUCAACCCAAAGGCACCAUCAGAGAACGAUGGUAACUCGUUUCUUCCACCUCCUGUCAAAAACAUAAUCCCUAUGGUUUUUAGCAUUUUUGAGAAGGAAUUCACUCUGUCUACAUCUAUUUAUAAUAAAAAGUUAUGUAUUUCCGAGUUUUUCAAAAGAAGGAAGCACUCAAUUUGGCUUGGUUUGGAUGCUGGUCAUUGGCUUCUUAAUACGUUGUCUAAAUUCUUCUUGGAUGGAUCCAUAGAUUGUCCAGUCAAGAUAGAACCUAAGCGAUCCAUCUUUCUUAGAUUUAGACCUAGCCCUAAAGGAUCUUUUCUUCAACUCAUAGAAAGGAGACAAGAUGGAAGGAGUAUGAUUUUCAUCCCGGAAGGCCAACAGGGUAAUGGUUUUACAACCUUUAAAGCUAGAUUGGAGCUAGUCCUUAAACACCUUUCUAGGGCUAUUCCCCCUCCUGAACCUUUCAUAGACAGAGCUUUAGUUUGCGGUUUUUCAAUUCCAACUCCCACUGAUACAUCCAUGUACAUUUCCUCCAAUUUAUUCAAUUUGGAAGUUUGUUCUGUCAUGGAACCAAUCAUAAGCCCAUUAUCAGUUCCCAAUCCCCCCUUUGCAGUCUCUCAUGCCUCAAUCCCUGAAAUGAAUCCCUCUACAUGCUCCCUCCUUUCUGCAAAAGCCAACGCAUUUGUACCUAAAACACAUAUCACACAACAUCAGGUUCCCAAUGUAAGCCUAGUAUCUCGCCAACCAGCUCUCACUUUCUUGGGUUGUUCAACAUCGGAUACUGAAAGAGAUAACUCUUGGAACAUCUCCAAAGCCUAUGGAUCUGAUUAUGAGCAGCAACAUUGUUCACAGAAAGGACAACUUCCAAUAGAUGACACUUCUGAAUGGGAGACUGAAUCAGACGAAGAGGAGAGUAAAGGGGAUUGGCAUGCAAAAAAAGAGUCUGUCAAGAAAAGAAACCAAGCAAGAUUUGAAAAGCUCAUAAGCCACAUUCAAGGAGGGGUCAUAAACAAACCAAGAAGAAGUUAGAGACUCGCUCAACUAAGGAACGAACUCAUUGAUGAAAGAAACCUAGAGUCAAUCAACUUGGGGUAAUUGGCUACCAUCAGACCAAUUUAGUGAUUCAUGCUCUUCUCCAGGAAUUAUUUAACUCUGAAUUUUUUAGUGUCUUAGUCUGCAAUUUUUAAGUAUUUGGUUCAAUUUAAUGAUUCUUUUUCUUCCUUAUGGUUCAACUGCAAUCCUGUUCUAAAAAACUAUAUGUAUUGGAAAGCCAUAUGCAUCACAAUCCAGCCCUGUAAUUGAAUGGGAGUUAGCAUCCAGAGACUUGGACAGAAUCUGUUACAGCCUAGAAGCCUUUGUCUGCACCUUUUGUACAGAAAUGCAGCGAGCUAGUAAUGAUAAGGCAUACUUGUGGGGUCUCGGUUUUAAGCAUUGAUUGGAGGGGUCUAUGUAAGAACUUGAUUUGGACUUACACAUAAGGCCAAGGAGAUUGUUUCUGCAUUACAAGGCCAGCAGGAUAGCCAAGAGAAUUUUCUCCUUAUGGGUUGCCAUUGUCCUGCAUAGCUUUUUUCUUCUUUUGGCAUAUAGUUGGUUGUUUGUAAUCCUACAUUUAUGUUGUUUUUUUUUGGCGCUUCUGUUUGGGCCUUGCCAGCCCCCCCUUUUGUACCUUUUAUUUUUCCUUAUUAAUAAAAUAUCUCUUUAAUA